CACCGUGUCCACCUCCACCGUCUGCCGCCAACGGCGGGGCCCCGCAGUGCACCGACAGUCAUCCGGUCAACUGCACACGCGCGGCCGCUCACACUAGCAUCACUCGCAAUUUUUCCCGAUCGAACGGCGGAUCAGCAGCAGCAGCAGCAUCAACAAGCAGAAUCCUUACGGGCACGUGCGCGCGACUUGGACCACCGGCUAACCAGACGAACGCUCGUCAACCCUAACGACCGUGACUUUUCACCGCCCGCGGCGUUGAAAUGCAGUCUCAAGCGAUGAUCAGUCUCACCGCCGAGGAAAUGGUAAAGUUCGAAGAAAAUUUCUUGAAUUUCAAACCACCGGUGCUCCCAGAAGAAUUAAAACACAUACCAGAUCGUGUGGGUGAGACUUUUGUUGGUAAAACAUUAUUUAUUACCGGAGGAUCAGGAUUUCUUGGAAAAGUUUUAGUUGAGAAACUUUUAAGGAAAUGUCCGGGCAUCGAAAGAAUUUAUUUGUUACUUCGGCCCAAAAAAGGAAGCCAUCCUAAACAAAGACUAGAAACUAUAUUUUCAUCAGUGUUAUUCGACUAUUUGAAAGAGUUACGAGGUAAGGAGGUAUUCGACAAAGUGUAUCCGAUAGCCGGUGAUGUGAGUGAACCGAAUCUGGCCAUCAGCGAAUCGGACCGCCGUUUGCUAGCAGACUCCGUGAACAUCGUUUAUCACGGGGCAGCCACCAUUCGUUUCGACGAAGCGCUAAAGAAAGCCGUCAUACUCAACACCAGAGGAACGAAAUUGGUACUGGAACUGGCACGGGAGAUGAAAAAAUUAGAGCUGUUCGUGCACGUGUCGACAUCGUACUGCCACUUGGACGAGAAAGUGUUGUUCGAAAAAGCGUAUCCUCCGCCGGUCGACCCGCACAAGAUUAUCCAGAGCAUGGAACUGUUGGACGAACCUUUCGUUGAAACCAUAUCCAAACAAAUUCUGGGCAGUUUCCCGAACUCGUACGCGUUUACGAAAUGUCUGUCCGAACAUCUGGUCGUGGAACAAAUGGAUGCCGGAAUGCCUUGCGUGAUUGCUCGCCCGUCCAUUGUGAUACCCAUCUGGAAGGAGCCUCUGCCGGGUUGGACGGACAACAUCAACGGGCCGACGGGCUUGCUGAUCGGUGCCGGCAAAGGAGUCAUACGCACCAUGUACUGCGACAACAAUGGUUACGCCGAUUAUCUGCCCGUCGACAUAACCGUCAACGGCAUAAUACUGCUCACGUGGAACUACAUAGGCAACAACGACAAAUCCAGGGUUAUUUGUCACUUGACUUCCAGUCAAGAAUGGAGAGUAACAUGGCAAGAAAUAAUUGAUAUAGGAAAAAGCAUUGUUACUACUGAAGUACCAUUAAACGGCGCAGUGUGGUAUCCUGGAGGCAGUAUGAAAAGCAGUAAGCUCGUCCAUAACAUAUGUGUAUUCUUUUUACACAUUAUUCCGGCUUACUUUUUGGAUGCAAUAAUUUAUAUGUCCGGUAACAAACCAUGUUUGGUGCGUAUUCAAGACAGAAUCAAUAAAGGUUUCGAGGUGUUUGAAUACUAUGCGAACAAUCAGUGGGAAUUCAGAAACGAACAUGUUCAUUACUUGAGAAGAAUUAUGAAUGAACGUGAAAAGUUCGAUUACAAGGUUGAUGGAAAUGACAUGAAUAUUAGAAGUUACUUCAGGGAUUGUAUUAUGGCCGCUCGUAUUUAUAUUCUAAAAGAAACGCCAGACACACUACCUAGAGCUAGAACUCAUAUGAAAAUAAUGUAUGUCGUUGAUAUAAUAGCCAAAAUUGUGUUGUUUGGUUUAUUAUUAUGGACCAUAUUUAGCUGGUCAGAUACAAUCAUAGCAGUUGUUCUAUUUUUAUGUAAUCUUGUACGGCUUCUCUUCAGUUUAGUGCUAUCAGCCUUUAGUGGCGACACUUCUGCUGAAUCUAUAACUAAUAAAGAACUUUAAUGAUACCUCAUUACAAUACUUUAAAAUUAUAUAUUAUAUUAUUAUUUAUGAUAAAAUGAUUCUCACCAAUAUUUUUCUAAUAUAUUAUCAGAAUAUAUGAAAUCAAAUUGAUUCAUUUUAUUGUAAUAUAUACACUACAGUUUUAUACCAAAUUGCAUUAUAUACAGUUUAAAGGCUCGCAUGAACAAUUUUUGUAUUAUUAUAAUAGUUUUAAUUAUAUUUUAAGACUCUUGUUAGUAUAUUUAAUUGGCUUAAUUAUCUACCACUAAUUUAGACUUAUUGUCAGUUAUAU
Messenger RNA from Sipha flava (yellow sugarcane aphid), 2247 nucleotides. RefSeq names its product fatty acyl-CoA reductase 1. Gene Ontology annotation, molecular function: alcohol-forming very long-chain fatty acyl-CoA reductase (NADP+) activity. NCBI's taxonomy places the organism in Eukaryota, Metazoa, Arthropoda, Insecta, Hemiptera, Aphididae. Gene Ontology annotation, biological process: long-chain fatty-acyl-CoA metabolic process. Bases 261 to 1955 code for a protein of 564 amino acids. The record is from RefSeq and is a predicted model, not a curated record. The transcript is spliced from 9 exons. Gene Ontology annotation, cellular component: peroxisome.